AAUUAGACUACUAUUGCCGCCUGGAAAAGAGUAGCGAGUCAACCAACGAACAUUUUUUUGUCUGUCUUCGAGUUACAAAUUCCCACUUUUUAAGAAUGGCUGAUGACCUGCCAGAAGGGUGGGAAAUUCGUUACAGUAAAACCCAUAAUGGUCAACCUUACUACUAUAAAAUGGCUUCAAAGGAAAGUCGAUGGGACAAACCUGAGGGCCCUCCAGCAGGCAAAGUACGUUGUUCCCAUCUCCUAGUGAAACACAGAGAUUCCAGAAGACCAGCCUCCUGGAAAGAUGACAGGAUCACUCGGACGAAAGACGACGCUCUUCAGAUACUCAAAGGUCAUAGAGCGAAGAUAGUUGCAGGGGACGUCACAUUAGGAGACCUAGCCAGUACGGAAAGCGACUGCAGCUCGGCGCACAAGAAGGGCGAUCUCGGAUUCUUUGGCCGUAACCAGAUGCAGAAGCCCUUUGAGGAAGCCUCUUUCAAACUCGAGGUCGGCCAGAUGAGUGACCCAGUUUUCACAGACUCCGGCAUACACAUCAUCCUCAGGACGGCUUGAGGAAAAUCACAGUGGAUGGUGGAAGUGAUAAGUUAGGGACCAGUUUCACAAAUCCUUUUUUCAAUGACAAAUGACAAAUAUCAGUGACAAAUCUGCUGAUAACCAAUCAGAAGCAAGGAUUUCAGUAGCUUAUAACACAAAUUGUCAUCUGUCACUGAUGACAAGUUUUGUGAAACGCCCCCCCAGGCCAUCAUGUUCCGAAACCAUCAUAAAGUAUGAGUUCACCGACACCCAUUGAAACGUGCGAUGACCCAUCGACUACCAAAUUGUCAUAUUCCGUAUAGGUAUACUACAGAAACCACUCGGUUCCAGUAGACAAGUUAAAUUCUAAUACACAAUUUUU
Messenger RNA from Strongylocentrotus purpuratus (purple sea urchin), 897 nucleotides. RefSeq names its product peptidyl-prolyl cis-trans isomerase pin1. Gene Ontology annotation, cellular component: cytosol; nucleus. The transcript is spliced from 3 exons. The record is from RefSeq and is a predicted model, not a curated record. Bases 96 to 554 code for a protein of 152 amino acids. Gene Ontology annotation, molecular function: protein binding; peptidyl-prolyl cis-trans isomerase activity. Lineage: Eukaryota; Metazoa; Echinodermata; Echinoidea; Camarodonta; Strongylocentrotidae.